CCCUGCGCCACUGGGACAAAAGUUCAGUGGAAACAAUGGAGUGAAAGGAAAGGGUGUAGAGGAGAGAGGAAAUGUCUCAUUGUGCUGCUUUGCUGUGUACAGUUAGUUUGCCAAAAUCAGCUUUUGGUCCUAUAGCUAUACGGAAACACACACACAGCUUACCUCGCAGUGAGAGGGCUAGCACCGGAAGGAAAUGAGGAGAGACAGAGACAGAAAGAGACUGAGAGAGACAGAGAAGGGGAAAACAGCAAAUUAGGGUCAAUGGGGUUUUCCACUGUGUAGGAUUAGAAAAGACAUGAGAAGUAGGUAAGGCAUAGUGAGGAGGGGGAACAUAUCUGUAGUCACAGACAGAUCGUGACAGAAAGAGAGAGGAGAGUAGUGAAUGAGUGAAUGUCAGAAAAGAGAGAGGAAAAGGAGAUUGCACCUUACGUUAUACUCUUUGGGCUAAGAUAAAUUAAACAGCUGGCAUUUCAAAGGUUAGGAGCAGGUUUAGAAGAAGAGUGUACAGGAAGACAGUUGUUGUAGUCUUAAACUUAGAUAUUUUACACACGGGGAGGACUGUAAUCGAAUGGGCAACAAAUGGUUAAGAUGAAUUGCACAAAAGACGAGUACAGUAAAGAUGGGAGAUGCUGUGAUCGCUGCCAUGCAGGAUCGUAUAUGCAAGCUGAGUGUGACGGCACGAAGAAGACCAAGUGUGCUGAAUGUGAACGUGGGCACUACACAGCCACAAAAAAUAACUUGCUUCGCUGUCGUGUCUGCAAGGACUGCAGUUCCAGUAACAAGCAGAGGAAACUAAAGGACUGUACAACUCAGGAGGACACAGUAUGUGAGUGUGUGACUGGUUUCUACUGUAAUAAUGAUGGCUGUGACCACUGCCUGCAAGUGGCCCAAUGCCAUCUGGGUGAAGGGGUCACGGUGAAAGCCACUCGCACGAACAAUACAGUGUGUGCUCCGUGUGAAAACGGGACCUACAGCAACGUAACAGAUUCCAACUCAGCAUGUCAAACACAUACCAGAUGUGAGGUCUUCGGAAGAGUGCUUAAAACUCCAGGAACCCAAACAACUGAUGCCAUCUGUGGGGACUUCAAAUCUCAUUGUCACUGGAUAUUACCCGCAGGCCUGUGGUCAGGACUCGUGUUGACCGCACUCGUGCUGUUUGGUCUGAUCUGCUGGAGGGCAAAACGCAAGUCAGACAAAGCAGCCGCCUCCAGUGUUCCUGUUACCUUGAUUGAAAUGGUUCCUGCAGCACCUGUCAGUCCGCUGAAGAUGCCCUUACCUUCCACAGAGUUAAACGGUUACUGCCAAGAGAGCUGCACUGUGGACGGCUGCAAUUUACCCCUUUUUAAACCAGAUGACAAUGCGGCCAGUUUCACACAAGACAGCAUGGACAGCUGCCUUCCUAUAACUCCACUGAAGGCUUCAGUUUCAUUCGCUGAAUCCAGCCACAUCAAUGGAAGUGCUGGAUACUGCACCGGCAACUUCCUCAGGACCUACUCAGAGCCACAGGAGGACGAGUGGUGUGGGACAUAAUCAAGCAAAUGUUGUUAAUGGUAUACUUAUCGGAGGACUCAGAGUCCUUCUGCGACUUGGAGAAGAUGCAACUAUUUUUCAAACUUUAAACUGGAUCUAUUUAUAGGAGUAGGGUUUCUCUUUUUCAGGAGAGGUGAAGGUGGCUGAUGGUUGGUUGCCCCCUGCAGGACUUUAAUGAGAAUUUCAGCUCAAGUGAUGCAACAUUUCUAUGUUGAAUUUACAAUGAAGCUAACAGAUAUUUAAAAAAUGUUUAAAAAACCACUGGUGCAGCUUAGUACAUGAGAUGUGAAUUUGUCUUAGAAAGGAGCUUCACAAGUAAAGGCAGCACUGUCAGUGGUGUCUCUAAGAAUAAGUCUGUUGAUAUUCAGUUUUCUUACUUUAGACAAAUCCCAUGAAAAGGCCAAAACCAACAAGUAUGUAUGUGUAGUCAAAACCUGAAGUAGCUUAUUCCUGUGUGCCAUAAAGCUCCAUUGUCCAGAAACUAUUAAAAACACAUCAGUGAGUCACGCUGUUACACUGGGUAACAUGUUCCUUCAUUACCAUGAACAUGGGCACUGUAGUUUAUUUUGAAUCAAUCCCAUGUUUUGCUGCUGUAAAUUUGUAAUGCAAAUGUUUUUUAAUGCGCAGCAGAAAAUUGUCCCCAAUAAUUUACUCCUGUUUGAGUAACAUUUGCUAACUACAGUGCCCAGCAGUUUUAUAAAAUUAGAGCCUUUUUUUAAAUUUGUGGCCUGUUUUUUAAAAUGUACAUCAUCCUACGAACAAAUGGGCUUGGGGUCAAGUGCCACAGACAGGGUAGAGAAGUCUGAAAAUUGAGAGAAGGACUAACUCACCAUUGGUCUUUUCAUAGGAUUUGUUGACAAUAAGAAACAUAUCAAAUAAUUUCUAUCUAAUUUUCUUUUAUGUAAACUAUGUCUUUGUAAUUAUAUUUGAAAGGCUAAAUGUAACUUAUAUUGUUCCAACCAGGUUGCGAAUUGUACAAGAAAAACUGGUAUCUUCUUUUAAAAUACAUUGUAAUGUCAAUUUUGGCCACAGAGUUUUCUGUAUUUAUACAACUAUAUAAGCUCUAUGAUACGCAGCAGCAAUGUCACACAUGCACUCACAGGCUACUAACAUUUAAAACUUGGAGAAUGAUGUGAUAUAUUAAAGAGACAGCUGUGACACCCAA
Siniperca chuatsi (mandarin fish) is the source of this 2695-nucleotide messenger RNA. RefSeq names its product tumor necrosis factor receptor superfamily member 5. Bases 580 to 1530 code for a protein of 316 amino acids. The transcript has 8 exons. The record is from RefSeq and is a predicted model, not a curated record. NCBI's taxonomy places the organism in Eukaryota, Metazoa, Chordata, Actinopteri, Centrarchiformes, Sinipercidae. Gene Ontology annotation, biological process: positive regulation of transcription by RNA polymerase II; positive regulation of isotype switching to IgG isotypes; positive regulation of blood vessel endothelial cell migration. Gene Ontology annotation, cellular component: external side of plasma membrane; CD40 receptor complex; membrane. Gene Ontology annotation, molecular function: antigen binding; CD154 receptor binding; transmembrane signaling receptor activity.